Mus caroli (Ryukyu mouse) is the source of this 811-nucleotide messenger RNA. It is a transcript of the gene Sec11c, whose product is annotated as SEC11 homolog C, signal peptidase complex subunit. Gene Ontology annotation, molecular function: serine-type endopeptidase activity. Lineage: Eukaryota; Metazoa; Chordata; Mammalia; Rodentia; Muridae. The record is from RefSeq and is a predicted model, not a curated record. Gene Ontology annotation, cellular component: signal peptidase complex; membrane.
GCUGGUGGGCGGGGCCGGCCGGUGCUCCGCAGCUGAGUGUGACAGACAGAGCCGGCCGGCCGCCUGGGCCCCCAGAGACCCCGCCAUGGUUCGUGCGGGCGCCGUGGGGACGCAUCUCCCCACGUCCAGCCUGGACAUCUUUGGGGACCUGAGGAAGAUGAACAAACGACAGCUCUACUACCAGGUUUUAAACUUUGCCAUGAUCGUGUCUUCUGCGCUCAUGAUCUGGAAAGGCCUGAUUGUUCUCACGGGCAGCGAGAGUCCCAUCGUGGUGGUACUCAGUGGCAGUAUGGAGCCGGCCUUCCACAGGGGAGAUCUGCUGUUCCUCACAAAUUUCCGGGAGGACCCCAUCAGAGCUGGUGAAAUAGUUGUUUUUAAGGUUGAAGGAAGAGACAUUCCGAUAGUUCACAGAGUAAUCAAGGUUCAUGAAAAAGAUAAUGGUGACAUCAAGUUUCUGACUAAAGGAGAUAAUAAUGAAGUUGAUGAUAGAGGCUUGUACAAAGAAGGCCAGAACUGGCUGGAGAAGAAGGACGUGGUAGGAAGAGCUCGAGGGUUCUUACCUUAUGUUGGCAUGGUCACCAUCAUAAUGAAUGACUAUCCAAAAUUCAAGUAUGCUCUUUUGGCUGUGAUGGGUGCAUAUGUGUUACUAAAACGUGAAUCCUAACAUGAGAAGCAGUUCCUGGGACCAGACCGAAGUAAAUUCUGUUGAAAAAGAGAAAAGCUAAUAUAUUUGAAAUGUUCCACUUUCUGUAUAAAGAGAAACCAGGUGGGGAUGUUUUUGUCUUAUCUAAAUAAAUGAUUCACCAGUAAA